Hibiscus syriacus is the source of this 799-nucleotide messenger RNA. RefSeq lists its product as uncharacterized. The record is from RefSeq and is a predicted model, not a curated record. Lineage: Eukaryota; Viridiplantae; Streptophyta; Magnoliopsida; Malvales; Malvaceae. Gene Ontology annotation, molecular function: transmembrane protein transporter activity; signal sequence receptor activity; ribosome binding. The transcript has 4 exons. Gene Ontology annotation, biological process: SRP-dependent cotranslational protein targeting to membrane, translocation; post-translational protein targeting to membrane, translocation. Gene Ontology annotation, cellular component: membrane; Sec61 translocon complex. The coding region runs from base 100 to 687 and encodes 195 amino acids.
AUGUUUUCCUUGUUUUUCUAUGUUUGGUUUCCGUAAAAUAAGAGGGUCAACAGAAUUUGUUUUACGAUCAACGAAAAACUCAAAGCAAAACAAGGUAAAAUGACUUACCGUUUGAAAAGGGUAAGUCAUUUUCCUUUGCUUUCGCGUACCUUGCUCCACAUCGAAAAAUCGAGCGAUCCAGUGGCCUCCUUCUCACCGGAGACGCGGACGAUCGUCUUUUCAGGUACAACUGCUGAUGAAUUGUUUCCACUCUUCGACAAGUACGGGAAGGUCAUGGUCUCUGCCUCUGAUUUCUCUUCCUACACUGCUUUCUGCUAUUUGGUUGCAUCUAUGGGGCUUCAACUGCUAUGGAGCUUUGGUCUUGCAUGUCUCAAUGUUUAUGCUUUGAGGAAAAAGAGAGAUCUUCAGAAUCCUGUUCUAAUGAGCCUAUUUGCUGAAGGUGAUUGGGAACAACAAAUGGUUAUGCCUGGCCAUUGCGAGGAAAGCUUACAGAAAGAGUUGAACCGUUACGUUCCCACAGCUGCUGCGUUCGGAGGCAUGUGCAUCGGUGCACUCACAGUUUUGGAAGAUCUUAUGGGAGCAAUUGGAUCAGGAACCGGCAUACUUCUUGCGGUCACAAUCAUUUAUCAAUAUUUUGAGACCUUCGAGAAGGAGAAGGCCAGUGAGCUUGGUUUCUUAGGAUUGUGAGCUUAGGCUUUGACUGAAGGAAUAGUAGCAUAUAUACCUUGGAACAUAAUUUUGUUGUAUGGUUAGAUGCACAAAUGAUGAGAACACUUGUUAUGUGCCUUUAGUUACUUGA